GGGCUCCGUUUCUCUCUGCGGAAGAGAGAAUGGGAGAGAGUAGGGAUGGUCAGGUUGACAAGCAGACUGAUCCGCAUCUGAUUCAGUCUCAGACGGAGAAUGCUCGACGAAUGAACACGUGGCGCACAGAGAGAGAUCGGGUUCCGUUCGCAGACGUGGAGAUUCACGGGGAGUCUGGGGAGAAGAGAGGUAGUGUCCAAGCUUCCACGGCUAUGGCGGACGACCGCAGGAUGGCCGUGCCAGAGUUUCGUCGUUCUCGAGGUUUCUCCACGAGCUCUAUUAUUGGUCCCAGUACCCCUCCUAAUCCCAAUCCCCUUGGGAAUCCGAUUGGGAUUGGGAUCGGGAACUCCCAGUUUGGACAUCAUCAGGGUGUGGGAGGAGGCCCAAAUACUGCUCUGGGGGGAGGAGCCCUGACUGUGACGAAGAGUAGCGGUCUUCCCACAGAUCAUCCACAGACAGAUACUCGGAAGAGGAACUUCAAUGAGUCGUCGGUCUCCGCGAUGACUACGGUUGACGGAGCAAAGAAUCACGACGAAGAUCCCGAUCGCCACGUGGCGUCACUCAAGCCUUCCGCCACGUCAGCCGUGACAUUGUCCCUGAUCGACGCGCCAAUGGCAGUUGUGGACUCUAGCGAUGACGACGACACGGUGGAGGAAGAGCAAAGGGCCGGGAGCGAAGGCGGUGUGCGGGGGUGGUCGAUCUUCAGCGAGCCAUCGUCGCCGUCAGGCCGAGGAGGAGGAGGAGGAGGAGGAGGAGGAGGAGGAGGAGGUCAGGACUUCAGCAACGGCGCAAAGAGGGAGUACCGUCCACGAGUCAACUCAGCAAUUGCAACGACUGGCAGCGGCGUCGGCGUUUUCCAUGGGCCGGCUUUCACGGAGACGAGGCGGCGGGCGCAGUCGGUGUUACUCCCACGGUCGGGGGAUAACUCUCCGAGGGUGGCUGGGGGAGGCGGAGCGUUGCCAGGGGGCUGGUCGGCGCAGGUGACGGCGGGCGAUGGGCGGGACGAAGGCGCCGCCGCCGCCACACGUGGCGCCGUCUCGGGCGACUUCUUGGACGGGUCUCCUCGUCGUCAGCGGUCUCGGAAGGCCGGUGACGUCAUCGUCGUCGUCGAUGAGCCGCCGUCAGCCGUUGAUCACGGUUCAGACUCUCGUAACGGGACACCGUCGAUCGGCGGCCCUCGCCGCCGGAGUUCCAGCGAGAAUGGACCGCUGGCAGGCGCGGAAACUCCGCUCCUUGGUUCGGAGCUUGGCGCGCACCCGUCGGCGGCGGCGUCGCCGCCGCCGCCGCGGCAGUUCAAGGAAGGGUUUGUCAAUGGCCAUGUCCCGCCCGUGAAGAUGACGACUUCGCUGUCGGCCGAAUCCCAUUGGCUGAUCAUGAUCGUGCUGCUGAUCGCUCUGUACGGAUCGCUCGCUACGUAUUUCUGGUGGAAAACGCGAUUGUUUCUGCGACUGGCGGAGUCGCUGACGUGGCCGGCGCUGCUGUUCCUGCUUCUCGAAGGCUUGCUGGCGGCUUUCCCCUUCUUCGAUCUGCUGGACUACUUGAAGCCUGAGCCAGAGCGCGCCGAGCUGCCGCUCGUCGUUCGGGGGGAGUUCCCCGCCGUCGUCAUCUUGAUCACCUGCUGCAACGAGGACGUUGACGUCAUCAAGGAGGUCGUCAGAGCUGCGCUCUGUCAGGACUACCCCUCCGACAGGUUCGCCGUUUGGCUGCUGGACGACGGAGGGGAUGAGGAGUUGCAGAAAUGGUGUGCUGUUUACGGCGAGAGUCUGGGUCUUUGGGGGGACGACGGGGACGCGGAGGGGGAGAGCAGCAGUGUAACAACACCAACGAGUACGAGAGAGGAGGGGGGCGGGGGGGGAGGAGAAGAAGAAGGGAGGGGGAGGGGGGGAAAGGGGGGGAGGCGGCGACGGCGGCGGCGGCGGCUGCAAUACGUGCGGAGGACGAAGGUCCAGGGAGUGCCGCAUCACUUCAAAGCUGGCAAUCUGAACCACGCACUGAACCUUCCGUCUUGUGCUGCGUACGAGUUCGUCGCCAUCUUGGACGCUGACAUGAUCGUCUCUCGCCGCUUUCUGAGUACCUCCAUUGCGCAUUUCACCUCCUUGAGCAUCGCUUUCGUGCAAUCUCCACAAGGGUUUUACAACAUUCCCCCUGGAGAUCCGCACAAUGAUAGCUCCCUCAGUUUCUAUCAUUGCACGCUGCCGCGCCGCGACGCUUGGGCCAUGUGCAUUGGAACAGGUGCCGUUUUUCGGCGAGCAGCGCUUGAAGAGGUAGGCUACUUUUCGACUGGGACACUGACGGAAGAUUUUGACACGGCUCUCCAUCUUCAUGCACAAGGAUAUGAUUCCGUGUACUUGAUCCAACAUCUUCAGAUGGGACUGGCACCUUGGACGGUGUCUAGUUUCAUUGAGCAGCGGCAGAGGUGGUGCAUGGGUGGUGUGCAGAUUAUCUUGAAGCGCAGGAUCUUGUCCCAUUUUGGCCGAAGGUUCAGUCUUUAUCGCCGUUUGAUGUACUUGUACUCCGGUGCCAAAUGGUUCCUUUGUUUCCCUGUCGCUGUUGUGUAUAUAAUUGCAGUCUCCAUUCUUGCAUUCGAAUGGUCGUUGAUUCCAAUCGAUGUAACAGAGGAGGACAUGAGAAUGUACGUCAAACUCAUGGCACCGUGUAUUGUCAGCUAUCGGCUGGUCAGCUAUGCGCGGCUAUGGCGGAUUCCGGGGAUGAUGGUUCGAACCCAGACUCGUCUGCGGGACGAACAAUCUACAUGGUGGAUGGCUCCCUACUUGUGCAUGGGCAUUCUCCGCGUUAUGUUCCCGUUGAUUCCCAAGGAGUUCCAAGUGACGGGGUCCUCGUUCGUGAACUCUCGCCGCAGUGGAGCCCUUGGCGCCUUGCUGAGAAAUCUUAACCUUGUUCUUUACCAUGUGAUGUCCAUUGCAAUUGGACUGGCAGUGGUGAUGUGGAAGAUUCUAUUUUUAGACAUUCACGACUGCAGUCGAGUUCUUUUCGUCUCGAACUUGGUUUUAUUCGUCUUGUUCGCUUCGCAGCAUCUCGCCAGGCCGAUUUACUCUGUUAUGUGUCCUUCGCCCAUCGGGCCCGCCGAAAGGGCAACCCUCCUCUCUUAUGACGACUCGAACGAAAGCAAUGUGCCGCAUUUCCGUGUCCAAUUCCCGCCACCCACGUCCUAUUCUGUUCUGCUAAUUGAUGUCAUCCCGUUCUCCAUGUGCAUUGGAACAGGUGCCGUUUUUCGGCGAGCAGCGCUUGAAGAGGUAGGCUACUUUUCGACUGGGACACUGACGGAAGAUUUUGACACGGCUCUCCAUCUUCAUGCACAAGGAUAUGAUUCCGUGUACUUGAUCCAACAUCUUCAGAUGGGACUGGCACCUUGGACGGUGUCUAGUUUCAUUGAGCAGCGGCAGAGGUGGUGCAUGGGUGGUGUGCAGAUUAUCUUGAAGCGCAGGAUCUUGUCCCAUUUUGGCCGAAGGUUCAGUCUUUAUCGCCGUUUGAUGUACUUGUACUCCGGUGCCAAAUGGUUCCUUUGUUUCCCUGUCGCUGUUGUGUAUAUAAUUGCAGUCUCCAUUCUUGCAUUCGAAUGGUCGUUGAUUCCAAUCGAUGUAACAGAGGAGGACAUGAGAAUGUACGUCAAACUCAUGGCACCGUGUAUUGUCAGCUAUCGGCUGGUCAGCUAUGCGCGGCUAUGGCGGAUUCCGGGGAUGAUGGUUCGAACCCAGACUCGUCUGCGGGACGAACAAUCUACAUGGUGGAUGGCUCCCUACUUGUGCAUGGGCAUUCUCCGCGUUAUGUUCCCGUUGAUUCCCAAGGAGUUCCAAGUGACGGGGUCCUCGUUCGUGAACUCUCGCCGCAGUGGAGCCCUUGGCGCCUUGCUGAGAAAUCUUAACCUUGUUCUUUACCAUGUGAUGUCCAUUGCAAUUGGACUGGCAGUGGUGAUGUGGAAGAUUCUAUUUUUAGACAUUCACGACUGCAGUCGAGUUCUUUUCGUCUCGAACUUGGUUUUAUUCGUCUUGUUCGCUUCGCAGCAUCUCGCCAGGCCGAUUUACUCUGUUAUGUGUCCUUCGCCCAUCGGGCCCGCCGAAAGGGCAACCCUCCUCUCUUAUGACGACUCGAACGAAAGCAAUGUGCCGCAUUUCCGUGUCCAAUUCCCGCCACCCACGUCCUAUUCUGUUCUGCUAAUUGAUGUCAUCCCGUUCUGUUGGUCGCUUCUGUGGGCCUAUUACUUUUAUGUCGCCAUUACGCCUGACUACAAGCCUGCGUUCUGCACCACGAGACAGUUUUUCCAAACAUCUCAGCCGAUGUAAGGAAACCUCGGCUUUGGCUGUAACAGUUUGGCUUUUCUCAGCUUUUGCUUAGAUCAGCUCAGCUUAGUCUA
This is a messenger RNA of Chara braunii, 4372 nucleotides long. Lineage: Eukaryota; Viridiplantae; Streptophyta; Charophyceae; Charales; Characeae. The record is from the annotation of a GenBank genome assembly.